CCAGCUGAUCCGAGGAGAGGAGAGGAGGAGGAGGGAAAGAGGAGGCGUGGCCGCUGUUUAUUAAAGCCCACAUGCGCCGGAGGAGCUUUUACCUCCGGGAGUGGAUGGCCCCCGUUUGCGGCGGCGGUGGAAGGUUAGGUGUGGCGAGCUGAGCUCAGCUCACGAGAAGCCGCCAAAACCCCACCGAUUCCCUGCCCCUCGCUCCUGCAUUCCGUGUCUUGCUCCCGGGCACGGCGGCUGGGUUUCUUUGCUUGGCGCGGAGAUGGUUGCUCUGUGUCGUCCCGAGCAGCGGCGGCGGAGGAGGGGGAGUUAGUGGCGGUGGUGGUGGGCGGGGGGCUGUUGCUGUCUCUGUUGGGUGAGUUCUUGGGAGCAAUGGCGCCGCCGGGGGGAAUGGGGGUGGCGUGCCUGUGGGGGAAAGACGGGCGGAGGGGCACGCCGGUGGUGGUGACGAUGGAGAAUCCCAACUACUCGGUGGUGGAGAUCGACGGGCCCGAGGCGGAGGAGGAGCUGCGGGCGGCCGCCGUGGCCAUGGAAAAGGGCGAGCGGGGGAGGACCGCCAGGCAGUUCACCUGGGUGCUGCUCCUCCGGGCGCACCGCGCCGCCGGGUGCCUCGCCUCGCUUGCCGCCGCCGCGUGGGCGCUGCCGGGCGCCAUCCGGCGGCGCUUCAGGCGCUCCUCCUCCUCCGCCGCCGCCGCGGCCGAUGAACGCGGCCACGGCCGGGGCUGGCUGCUGUACACGUUCAUCAAGGGGUUCUUGGCGCUCUCCUUGCUCGCCCUCGCCGUGGAGCUCGCCGCCCACUGGAACGGGUGGCGCUUCCAGGGGCUGGAGCUGCAUGUGCCGGAGGUGGUGGAGAUUGAGGGAUGGGCGCACUCGGCGUACAUCUCGUGGAUGUCAUUCCGAGCCGACUACAUCAGGAGGCCGAUCGAGUUCCUGUCAAAAGCUUGCAUUUUUCUCUUUGUCGUCCAAUCCAUGGACCGGCUCAUCCUUUGCUUGGGGUGCUUCUGGAUCAAGCUCAGGAAGAUCAAGCCAAGGAUUGAAGGGGACCCAUUCAGAGAAGGAUCAGGGUAUCGGCACCCGAUGGUGCUCGUCCAGAUUCCUAUGUGCAACGAAAAGGAGGUCUAUGAGCAGUCGAUUUCGGCAGCCUGCCGGUUAGAUUGGCCUAGGGAGAAGUUUCUGAUUCAGGUGCUCGACGAUUCCAGCGACGAGAGCAUUCAGCUACUGAUCAAGGCAGAAGUUUCCAAGUGGAGCCAUCAGGGUGUGAACAUUGUGUAUCGGCAUCGUGUUCUGAGAACCGGUUAUAAAGCCGGGAACCUCAUGUCUGCAAUGAGCUGUGACUAUGUCAAAGAUUAUGAAUUUGUCGCCAUUUUUGACGCGGACUUCCAGCCAAGCCCUGAUUUUCUCAAGAAAACGAUACCACAUUUUGAGGGGAAUCCUGAGCUUGGAUUGGUUCAAGCACGAUGGAGCUUUGUGAACAAGGAUGAGAACCUCUUGACCCGUCUUCAGAAUAUCAACCUAUGCUUCCACUUUGAAGUAGAGCAACAAGUCAAUGGUGUUUUCUUGAACUUCUUUGGUUUCAAUGGAACUGCUGGAGUCUGGAGGAUCCAAGCUCUGGAGGAAUCCGGGGGUUGGCUUGAGAGGACGACGGUGGAGGAUAUGGAUAUUGCUGUCCGAGCGCAUCUGAAUGGAUGGAAAUUUAUCUUCCUCAAUGAUGUGAAGGUCCUGUGUGAACUACCAGAAUCCUAUGAGGCAUAUCGAAAACAGCAACACCGGUGGCAUUCUGGUCCAAUGCACCUUUUUCGACUGUGCCUUCCGGACAUAAUUACUGCAAAGAUCUCCUCAUGGAAGAAGGCGAACUUAAUACUAUUGUUCUUUCUUUUGAGGAAAUUGAUUCUUCCUUUUUAUUCAUUCACAUUGUUUUGUGUCAUUCUUCCGCUGACCAUGUUUGUUCCUGAGGCUGAGCUGCCUGUUUGGGUCAUCUGUUAUGUGCCAGUUUGCAUGUCCUUCCUCAACAUUCUGCCAUCACCGAGAUCAUUUCCUUUCAUUGUGCCAUACCUCCUUUUUGAGAAUACCAUGUCGGUGACAAAAUUCAACGCAAUGGUGUCUGGAUUAUUUAAACUUGGAAGCUCCUACGAAUGGAUUGUCACUAAGAAGUCUGGUCGAUCAUCAGAAUCGGAUCUCUUGACAGCAGUGGAGAAAGAUACAAAGGGUAUUACCCUUCCACGGCUGCAGAAGCAAAUAUCUGAAAGUGAAUUGAUUGAGCUCAAAAUGCAGAAUGAACGCCAAGAAAAGGCACCACUUAGUACAAAAAAGGGUAACAAGGUCUACAAGAAAGAGCUGACUCUUUCUCUUCUCCUCCUCACCGCUGCAACUCGGAGCCUCUUGUCUGCUCAAGGGAUUCACUUCUAUUUCCUUCUCUUCCAGGGGGUAUCAUUCCUUUUUGUUGGGCUCGAUCUGAUUGGAGAACAGAUAGAUUGAUCACUCUCAGGCUUUGUCCUCUCUGCACAUACAUACACACAACGAAGUUCUGAGAGUUCCAAAUAUGCAAUGGAAUUUUACUUAAGCAUUUUGGACGAGUUACCAUGUUCGUAGAGAUAUGGAAAGGAUAAUUUGUUAUGCAGUCCUGAUUCAGGGCACAAACAGGAGGAUCCAACAGGAAUCAGCUGAAGAGUAGACAGAAUUUGUUCAUUUGUACCCAGUCCAUAUAUAGUUCCAGAAAUGUUCUUUGGAUUCAAAAAAUACCGAGACAUGUGUUGUUCAUUUGUAAAUCGUUAAUACACAAUCUGCUCUCAUAUAGUGUGAAUGUGUAUAUAUUAUACCUUAGAUAAUGGAAAUGUUUCACAUCUCCAGCCUCUGCUGUUAGGCACCCAGCAAUUGUAGAUAUUCCUAUGAUGGAUGAUUGACAUGAUCAUAGCUAAAUUUCAGUCUCUUAUUACUUGUCGGUGGAUCUACUGGUAGCCAACAGGUAGGCAGUUGGAUGACUUGGAUCUACUAUUAGUGCUGUGACAUUUUCUGUU
Molecule: messenger RNA, 3014 nt
Organism: Oryza brachyantha (malo sina)
Lineage: Eukaryota; Viridiplantae; Streptophyta; Magnoliopsida; Poales; Poaceae
Product: probable xyloglucan glycosyltransferase 2
Exons: 5
Coding region: 373-2475 (700 amino acids)
Cellular component (GO): Golgi apparatus
Molecular function (GO): glycosyltransferase activity
Source: RefSeq, a predicted model, not a curated record